Capsaspora owczarzaki ATCC 30864 is the source of this 3235-nucleotide messenger RNA. Its product is annotated as DNA repair protein RAD54. Bases 155 to 3235 code for a protein of 1026 amino acids. Lineage: Eukaryota; Filasterea; Ministeriida; Capsasporidae. Gene Ontology annotation, cellular component: nucleus. The record is from RefSeq and is a predicted model, not a curated record. The transcript is spliced from 8 exons. Gene Ontology annotation, biological process: double-strand break repair via synthesis-dependent strand annealing; reciprocal meiotic recombination. Gene Ontology annotation, molecular function: DNA translocase activity; ATP-dependent chromatin remodeler activity; ATP binding.
CUUUGCUGCUUUUGCAUCGCUUUCAGUGCGGCGUUGCUCCCUUGUCCCUUUGCUCCCAACCCACCACCUCUCCUUCCCUACAGUCACAAAACGCGAUUUCUGUGCCGCCUCCCGAGCCCAGCGCACACAAAGCCUUCCGCCGCCGAUUCCAACCAUGCUGCGACAAAAAGCGCCAUCUCAAGCAAUGAUGCUCGCACCUGCCAUUGCGUCACAAGUCGCUCCAGUGGCAAAGCCGCCACUGGCGACAGCAAGUCAGCUUCCUUCAACCACCAACCUGGGCGCAAUGCGGAUUUCAAAGCCUUUCGUGCCUGUUGGACUGAAGGGCGGAUCAAACGCCUCCCAGACGAACGCACCCGGAUUUAUUCCGAGACAGCUCGGCUCUCGCCCACGCCAGCCCAUUCUGACCGUUAUGGCCGCAACAAUGAUGGGAACCACUGUGGACGAGCUGCACAAGGCCCAUGCACAAGCAUUACGGCAGCAACAGCAGGUGCAAGCGGCCUCCUCUGUCAGCAAAGAACAGCGUUCGUCGACCAAGCGCCGAGCUCCCGUGAGCACGGAUGAGCAAAGCAUCAGCGACAGCGAAAACGAGGACAGCGAGGCAGAGAACGAUGCGGACGAGAGACCGUCCAGAGCAAAACGGCAGCUCAAGCGCGCUCGGCUCGACUCGGACCACGACAGCGGGCGGGACUCGGAGAGCAACGCCUGCUCUGACUCGGACGCGGACAGCAGCUCACAGCGCUCAUCCUGCGCAUCCUCCAGUCAGCAAGAUCGUGACUCUGGAAUUGUUGUGACUGCUUCGAAAGGAGCGGCCAGUGCUGCUCGAGUGCCCUUCACGCCGCGAAGCGCAAACCACCAAUUUCUUGCGUCUGACUGUAAUGCAGGAGGGAUGCUCUCCACGCUUGCUACCAUGACAGUGUCCAUGGAGGCUGCCAGCCAGGCCUUGGCCGAUCAUGAAUCUCGCAUUGGAUCCAUUCUUACCAAGCCCUUCAAAGUGCCUUUGGCAAACGGAGAGAACUACAUCCCGGCACGAGGACUUGGAAUGCGAAAGCCGCUGGUGAGAUGCGCACUCCAUUCUCCAGAUGACGAAGGCGCAUUGGUGCUGUUUGCGCCCGAAAAGACGAGCGCAUUGCCACUCGACCCCAAGACCAAGGAGGUUCAUGUGGUGGUCGACCCGAUGCUGACCAAAGUGUUGCGCCUCCACCAGCGUGAGGGUGUCAAAUUUCUGUACGAUGCUGUCAUGGGCGACAUUGUUGAAGGAUAUCAAGGAUGCAUUAUGGCCGAUGAGAUGGGUCUCGGCAAGACUCUGCAGUGCGUCUCACUCAUCUGGACGCUUUUACGGCAAGGACGCAACGGCAUGCCAACGAUCGAGAAAGCAGUCAUCAUUUGCCCUGCGUCGCUCGUCAAGAACUGGCACAAUGAGCUGCAAAAGUGGCUCCAGGGCAAAGUCCAGUCGUUGCCUGUCGACGGUGGCGACAAGGAAAAGAUUGAAAGCAAUCUCAACAACUUUAUCAAUUGCACGGGACGUCUGCUGAACCAGCCGAUUUUGAUUAUCAGCUACGAGACAUUCCGCAUCCAUGUCGACAUCCUCGCCUCGAAGCCGGUUGGUCUGGUGAUUUGCGACGAGGGUCAUCGCCUCAAGAACGCGCAGAGUCAGACUUUUCAAGCACUCAACCAACUCAAGACCGACCGCCGAGUGCUGUUGUCUGGCACUCCCAUCCAAAACGACCUGACCGAGUACUUUUCCUUGCUCCUCUUUACGAAUCCAGGGUUGCUCGGCACCCAGGCAGAGUUUCGCCGUCGAUUCGAGAAUCCCAUUCUCCGGGGCCGCGAAGCAAGCGCGACAGACAAGGAGAAGGAGAUUGGCACAGAAAAGCUCCAAGAGCUUGCAAAAAUUGUCAACAAGUUUAUCAUUCGCCGUACCAACUCGCUCUUGUCCAAGUAUCUUCCCACGAAGGUCGACCAAGUUGUCUGCAUCAAGCUGUCGCCGCUACAAACGCAGCUGUACGAAGCGCUGAUCAAGUCGAAGGCUGUCAAAAAGCUCAUUGCGAGCAGUGCAAGCGAUGGUCAAACGGCAGCAUCGCUUGGAUCUAUUACGCUGCUCAAGAAGCUGUGUAAUCACCCCGACCUCAUCUACGAAGCUUGCCAAGAAAACUUCCGGGAACUACUGCCCUUGUUUCCUCCAGAGUAUGGUGUCAAGAACAAGCGCGGGCGCACGUUCAACCCAGCCCACUCGGGCAAGUUCCAAGUGCUGGACACCAUGCUCGCCUACGUCAAGUCCACGACGAAUGAUCGUGUCGUUUUGAUCUCCAACUACACACAGACCAUCGACCUGUUUGAAGACUUGGCGCGACUGCGCGGCUACCGCUUUGUUCGUUUGGACGGAACACUGAGCGUCAAGGCGCGACAGAAACUCGUGGACGAGUUUAACAACCCGUCCAGCAAUGUGUUUUUGUUCUUGCUCAGCAGCAAGGCUGGUGGUUGCGGUAUCAAUCUCAUUGGAGGGAAUCGACUGGUUCUUUUCGACCCGGACUGGAACCCGGCCUCCGACGGCCAAGCGAUGGCUCGUGUGUGGCGUGACGGCCAGAAAAAGAAGGUGUAUCUGUAUCGCUUCCUUGGCACGGGCACCAUCGAGGAGAAGAUCUUCCAGCGGCAGGCACACAAGAUGGCGCUCAGCAGCUGCGUUGUGGACGAGGAGGAAAACGUUGAGCGGCACUUUACCAGCGAAAACUUGCGCGACCUCUUUACGCUGAACAACACGACGAGCAGCGACACUCACGACCGAUUCAACUGCGAGCCCUGCAAGCUUGGUACCUCGCGUCGAGCCAUGUUUAUUCGCGCACAGAUGCUCGCCGAGCAGCGCGCCCAAGCUGCUGCUGCUGCAGCUGCUUCUGCAGGUGCCACCAAGAAGAGCAAGCAGAAAAGGCUCAAGGCGAAAAGCCGUGGUCUCUCCGACCUUCGCGAGCAAGAGGACGAGGGCGAGAAUCGCUAUGACGGCGGCGAGAAUGACUCGAAUCACGGCGACGAGGAUGAUGAGGACGAUGAUGACGAGGAUGACGAUGCUUCGGACAGCAAUGCAGCGAAUGCCGGACCGGAAAGCCAAGUGCCCGAUGAAAUGCGGCAUGACAUUUCGCGAUGGAACCACUUUUCCAAUGCCGACCAGCUGGACGACACGAUUUUGAAGAAUUCUUCGAACGGGUACAUUUCGUUCACCUUCCACUGCCAGUUUGGUGUGUAA